AUGGAGAAGAUUCAUACGCUUACCCGCGAAACGCAAGAGCGAUGGAUGCAAAUUGAAUCUUUAUGUGGUUUUCCUCUCCUCUAUAUAAAUGGUAAUUUUCAAACUUUAUCAAGUGGUACCGUGCGUUGUUUUCCAUGCAUGAUAUUUCUUUCACUACUGUGCGCGUCUUCACAAUUAGAAAAAAGGGCAUGGCCUACUUGGCAUACUCGAAAGCGGCAACGCCGGUUGUUUGAAAGUCCACGUUCACAUUUUAGAAGUGAAAAAAAAUAGCGACGGACAAAAAGAGAAGACUUUCAUUUAAAGAAGAAUACUUAAGUUUUAAACCUGGGUCCGCUACGCAGGUCGAGCUCACUUCUGUUUAUGAGGGUGACAAAAUGCCGAUACUCCCAGGGGUCAACAAUGCCCGUAGUCAAGCCUGAGGGGGGGGGUCAGGCUUGUUUUUACGUAUAUUAGGCCCGACACGGUAUUGCGUUUUGGGCGAUUUAAGGUUUACAAGCCUGACAGAUGAAUAUUUUUAGAAUCAUCUCCAUCGGGAUCAGUAAAGAUCGCUAUUCGACCCGCCGUUGUACAAGAAGACAAUUGGGAAGUAAGUUAUGUUAAAAAGGAAUCUCCAAAGUUAAUCUGAAUUUCUUGAAAACCGUCCGAUGACUGCUAUCGUACUAUAUCUCUCGAUAUUUUCCCCCUGAAAAAAUUACAUAGCUUUUAGUAAAUUAUUAUUUGAACGAAAUCGCAUCGAAUUUUCGGAGUUUUAUGAGAGCCUGGUUAUUAAUUUAGGUCUUUGUUUUCGUGAGAUUCUCGAGUAACCUUCCGGGGACCAUGAUUAGGGACCGCAGCGGGUUUUACGAAACUCAAAAUUUCUAUAAGAUGGUUGGAAUGCGUUCCCCUACUCUACUGUUGAAAAAAAAAAGUUUCGACAUUAGAAUCGAAGCUGGCAGCGUGCCAAGGCCCGGCCUCCCAAACGCAUAUGCUGCGCGGGGUUGUUGCAACAUUGCCGCACGCUUUAUUGUUCUUCGUUUUUGUCUUUAUUUUUCGGCUAAAAAUCAGCAGAAAUUUGGUUAUUCUCCUUUUUUACUCGUAUUUAUUCAUUUCAAUUGUCUUUUGCUAUAAAAAAUCAACUUUGAAAACAGGUUUAUCGAUUUUUAGCUUGAAUUUUCGAACAUUUCUCGAUUUCUGUUUUUCUCCUUUCGAUUUCGCUGAAUUUGAGAAUUUUCAGGAUUUCCGCCUACGGAAAACUCGAACAAGCAACAAAAGGGCAUGGAUUUCUUCUUUUCGUGUUAGUUUUUGACAUAACAACAAUUUUCUCUCCGAUCAACGUUUACAGAGCGUCUUCUCCACUUCGCCGUCAGCACACAACGGAAUACAAAAAGCUGUCGUGUUAGCUUGAAGAAGAACGAGAUUAUUUUCUCUCCGACCGUAUUUUCAGAGUCCGUGGACGCUUCAAUCCGGAAAAAAGGAGAAGAAAAUAGAAUAUCACUGAUAAUUAGAGUGACGUGUCGACACGAAAAUCGAGGAAAUGUCGGGUCGAUUAUCGAAGGGGAUGAUCGACAAAAAUAAUGUCGAUCGACAAAAAAUGCGCGGACUGUCGACAAAUUAUCGAUCGACAACACUUGCCCAAUUUACUUGUCGACAGAAUGUCGAUAGUCGACAAAAUAUUUUUUGUCGACAAUCGACAAUGUCGAUAAUCGACAAUCGCUCAUUGUCGAUAGUCGACAAACUGUCGACAAUUUGUCGACAAUUUGUCGACAUUCCCGUGGCCUAGAAAACAUCACGUGUAGUCCGAGAGGACAAUAAAUUAUCAUUAUUUUUCGAAACUUUUUUUGUGUUUAUUACUUUUUUUGUACAUAUGACAAUUGUUAUAACUAGGGGCCACAACGGGUUUCACGAAACUCAAAAAUUCUAAAAAUUUGCUGGAAUGUGUUCCCCUACUCUAUAUGAGUACGCUCCCAAUUUUUUUUCCAAAAUUUUCGGUACAUCCCGAGUUACGCCCAUUCAAAGUUGGCCUGUUUUCUCCCGGUCGGCGGCAGAGGAGGGGGCGGAGUCUCGCCUGCAAGUCCGCCGCACGCGUUUUUCGCCUCUGUUUGGUGGCUGAAACCAAAGAGGCAACAUAUAAAUUGAAGAAAAAUGAUGUUCUAAAAAAGCAAAACAUCUUUCAAGGUCAAAAGUUUCGAACCCGACACCUCCAGACUGCCGAGUGAGCACUCUGCCACUGCGCCAAACGGGCGGGGGCGCGCCGACCACCAAUGGCAAUGAGAACGUCGGUUUGCGCGGCCCCCUUCCAGGCCACGGGAAUGUCGACAAAUUGUCGACAAAUUGUCGACAGUUUAUCGACUAUCGACACUGAGCGAUUGUCGACUAUCGACAAUGAGCGAUUGUCGACAAUCGACAUUGUCGAUUGUCGACAAAAAAUAUUUUGUCGACUAUCGACAUUCUGUCGACAAGUAAAUUGGGCAAGUGUUGUCGAUAGAUAAUUUGUCGACAGUCCGCUGUCGAUCGACAUUACUUUUGUCGAUACUGUCGACAUAAAUUUCCUCGACUUUUAUCGACUUUUCGACAAACUCUCAUGUCGACACGUCACUCUACUGAUAAUAAAAUUCUUUCACUUUUCUUGUCAUUUAAUUUAUUGUAAAACGUAAUAAAUACAUCUAAAAUAAUUGGUAUUAGUGCCAAUUCAUACUGUCCGCUGCAGCGGGAGAUGCUUCUUCAACUUUCACUUGUGUGCUGACGGCGGAGUGGAGAAGACGCUCUGUAAACGCUGAUCGGAGAGAAAAUUAUUGUUACGCCAAAAAAUUACACGAAAAGAAGAAAUCCAUGCCCUUUUGUUGCUUGUUCGAGUUUUCCGUAGGCGGAAAUCCUGAAAAUUCUCAAAUUCAGCGAAAUCGAAAGGAGAAAAACAGAAAUCGAGAAAUGUUCGAAAAUUCAAGCUAAAAAUCGAUAAACCUGUUUUCAAAGUUGAUUUUUUAUAGCAAAAGACAAUUGAAAUGAAUAAAUACGAGUAAAAAAGGAGAAUAACCAAAUUUCUGCUGAUUUUUAGCCGAAAAAUAAAGACAAAAACGAAGAACAAUAAAGCGUGCGGCAAUGUUGCAACAACCCCGCGCAGCAUAUGCGUUUGGGAGGCCGGGCCUUGGCACGCUGCCAGCUUCGAUUCUAAUGUCGAAACUUUUUUUUUUCAACAGUAUAUGAGUACGCUCCCAAUAUUUUUUUUUCAUACUUGAACGCUUCUGUUCAACAAUCGCCCCCGGCAGUGCAAAAAAGGGGGCACAGCUCAAUGAAUGUAACCGUACCCCUAAAACUACGGUAUUUUUUGAAAAUUUGUUAAUUUCUUGCGCAAGAAAAACCUGCCGUUUUUACGGUUUUUCCGAGACUUUGGACGCGGCAUAAAGAAUAGCCCCCUUUUUUGCACUGCCGGGGGCGAUUGUUGAACAGAAGCGUUCAAGUAUGAAAAAAAAAUAUUGGGAGCGUACUCAUAUAGAGUAGGGGAACGCAUUCCAACCAUCUUAUAGAAAUUUUGAGUUUCGUAAAACCCGUUGCGGUCCCUAAUCAUGGUCCCCGGAAGGUUACUCGAGAAUCUCACGACGAUUUGUUAAUUUCUUGAGGAUAUUUGAAAAUAUUGAAAUUUCUUGCGCAAAUUUUCAAAAAAUACCGUAGUUUUAGGGGUACGGUUACAUUCAUUGAGCUGUGCGCACCCCCGUUUUUCACGCAAAUUUCGGCCGAGCCGAACAGCCCCACACUUAGAAAAGCCCCCCACUCUAGUGAAACUCAUUAAAUGAGAACUGUGUGUUUUCUGAAUUUCAGGCAAAACACAUCGAAAACGGGUGAAAAAACAAUCAUAGCGACGAAAAAGUAAAAAAAAAACAACUUGUUUCACGGUCUCCCAGGGCGGUAAUGCUAAACACAGUGCGCUCGUAAAUUGCGGAGUGUCGUUGUAACUUUUGAAAAUUUGCAGGUCUGACAAAGGGGGGGACUUUAUUUGAAUUUACCCGCAUUUUUUUCUACAUAUACUCAAUUUACCGCUCUUGCCCCCUCGGUGUUUGCGUACUCAAGCCUAAUCUCUGGGAACUCAAUCGCAAUCUAAUUAGAAAACUUUGCAAUCUAAUACGAACUCGUUUGAAAUAGAAUUUGCUUCAAUUAGAUUGCAAAAUCUUCUAAUUAGAUUACAAUCACUGCAAUUUUUCUAAUUAGAUUGCAAUGUUUUCUAAUUAGUUUGCAAUUUAUUCUUAUUAGAUUGCAAUUCAGGAAAAAUAUAUUGUAAUCUAAUACGAUUUUACUGGAACUUCAAUUAAAUCUAAUUAGAUUGCGAAAUAGAUAUUUUUCUUAUUAGAUUGCAAACUCUUCUAAUUAGAUUGCAAUCGAGUUUCCAGAGAUUUCAGAAAUUUUGGCUUGAGUCUGUAAACACCGAGGGGCAAUAGCGAUGAAUUGAGUUUAGGUGUUUUGAGUUGCGUGCCGGCAGUUCGGGCGAGUGGGAGAGGCCUGGUUCGGGGAAAAAUUUGGCAGCCAUAAGCAAUCUCUGGCAAUUCGAUAUUAAUCUAAUUAGAAAGUUACUGAUCUAAACGCGACCUAAUUAGAUUCGACUGUUUUUUCUUGGCGCAAUCGAGAUUUGAGCCAGCAGACGGUUGGCGUGAAACUUGAUUUGAGCACUUAUCAAUCUAAUUAGAAGAUUUAUUAAUCUAGCUAGACAAUUUAUUAAUCUAAUUAGGUGUCAUAUCAAUCUUAUUAGGCCGCCGUAUAACUCGACAAGACUGCGAUUUGAUUAAUAACGAAAUGCCAGAGAUUGCGAAGUUUGCCGGGGGGAAUUGCCUCACCACCAGCGUCUUGUACCGCGCCGGGCUUUAAAACGACAACUAUGAAAUUUUCAGUCGAGUAGUUCAGUCUCUACAAAUGUUCGUUUUGUUCCAAAAGCCGAUGACUCAGAAUUGGAAACCUGUGCAGAAUCUGGUGAUCUUGUCGAUAUUCGAGGGUCAAUAAACGACGGAAUCGAAUGUCAACCGGUUGUAAAGUGAGUUCCUGUAUUUUAUUGUUCUGUAAACUCAAUUCAUCGCUAUUGCCUCUCGGUGUUUGCAGACUCAAGACAAAAUUUCUGAAAUUACUCUGGCAUUUCGUUAUUAAUCUAAUCGUAGUCUACUCGAGUUAUACGGCGGCCUAAUAAGAUUGAUAUGACACCUAAUUAGAUUAAUAAAUUGUCUAGCUAGAUUAAUAAAUCUUCUAGAUAGAUUAAUAAGUGCUCAAAUCAAGUUUCACGUAGGGUUGGCAGCGGGGCGCCCCCUCGCCCCCGACCGGUUUUUCCAAAAGCGAGCAAGAAUUUUUUUAAAAAUUUUUCUCAACGCACGUCGAUAGUGAGUAAACGCAUUAAUCUACUAAAUUUUUUACAGAAUUUUAAUUACACAUUAAGGGCCCGGGGGCGUGUGGGGCGAGGGGGCGCCCCGUUGCCAAUCCUAGUUUCACGCCAACCGUUUGUUGGCUCAAAUCUCGCUUGCGCCAAGAAAAACAGCCGAAUCUAAUUAGGUCGCGUUUAGAUCAGUAACUUUCUAAUUAGAUUGAUAUCGAAUUGCCAGAGUUAGGCUUGAGUCUACAAACGCCGAGGGGGCAAGAGCGGUAAAUUGAGAGAACCAGUGCGCUCCCGAGAAUAUACCAAAACUCAAAGCAAAAAAGAACAAUGUCGGUAACUAUAAAUAUUGUAUCAGCACCUCAACAUUCUGGCAUUGUCGCGCUACCACAGUUCCACGUGAAAACCCGAUUGCAGCUGCGAGUUUUUCAAAUUUAGCGCUGAAUUUAUGUGAAGAGCGGUACAGCGCGAUUGCCAGACAUUUACAGUAGCAAUAGCACUCAUUUCAAAAAUUAUAAAGCAGUCUUAACAGCGAAAUAUUUUCAGAGAUACGCAGCUCGAAAAUCGUCUAUCCCUAGCUACUGUUCGAACAACAAUCGAAAGCCCUUAUGUGAUCGUGAAGAAACGAAGAAAUAUUUUUCCGAAACUGUUUCGCAGGAAUACAUCGAAAAGUAGCCUCGGAAGUUCAUCACUUGUGAAUUCUUGAAUUCGACUUGAUAAUGCAAUCCCUUACCUAAUACAAUUUUUAAGAGAUUUAAUUUUUCCUCGCCUUUGUGCCGGCCGUGUCCGAAUCUAGGGAAAAUUUGGCGACCAGCCAUGAGAAAGCCGAGAUAUAUUUAAUUAUUCUCAAUUACCAUCAAAUUAAGCUUCCUGCUUCCGUCCGACCAAAAAAUAAAAGCAACGCGUCAAAAAAGACCACGCCCCUUUUUCUCUUCCCGCGCAAUUUCGGAUUUUGCCGCGGAAGUUUUUUCUAAGCUUUUUGAAGUAGUGCGAAUGCAACGAGAUCUCUCGACACCCCGUCAGGGCUGGGAAAUUGGCCGGAACGUACUUUUCGUUGGCCGGCCCUUGACCUGGACUUUUGAACCACUUGCAAUAUUCCGAUCGGACCCAAACUUUGCAGGCUUCUUGGACAUGGGUUGAAGCCUACUGGGACCAAGUUUCAGCCCGAUCGGAGCAUCUGGUCCCGAGAUAUGUGGAUCAUUGGCCGAAAUUGGCCGGAAGCCCGGGCUUUUUGGAAAAAAUCGGCCAAUGA
Molecule: messenger RNA, 6572 nt
Organism: Caenorhabditis sp. 36 PRJEB53466
Lineage: Eukaryota; Metazoa; Nematoda; Chromadorea; Rhabditida; Rhabditidae
Source: the annotation of a GenBank genome assembly